Paramuricea clavata is the source of this 2876-nucleotide messenger RNA. NCBI's taxonomy places the organism in Eukaryota, Metazoa, Cnidaria, Anthozoa, Malacalcyonacea, Plexauridae. The record is from the annotation of a GenBank genome assembly.
AUGUCGAAUCCAAUUGAUUUUAUCUUGCUUCAGAAAACGUUUCUAGGACUUUUGCCCUUUGGAUAUGAAAUAUUAAAGAGAAAUGUUGUGGAUAAGAUAAAAAUAAUUCCAGGUCUAGAUAUUAAUCCUUAUAUAAAGACGUCCGAGGGUAAGUUUUUUAUUUUAUGUAAAUAUGUGCAAAUUAGUCAAAAUGUGAAUAUGCAAUACCUUCUACGUUUUGACAAUACCAACAUACAAAGAAUGUUGAUCGUCGAAAUUCUUAAUUUAACUGCUCGAUCUUCAACAAGCUUGAUUAUACUUCAAAUAUACGCAUUUCUGAGCAGAGUAGCCUGCGUGACAGGCCAGGGUGCAUUUUAAGUAGCCUACGCCGAAGAUCUUCGGCGUGAGUUUGGCAAAUUACAAUACUAUCUAUAGUUAAUAUUGGCGUAUAUAUCUUCGGCGUAGACUUUACAUGGAAUGCACCCUGGGUGACAGGCAGCAGGGCUGAGUUCCGGCGAUACCUGACUGGAGACUUUGUUUAUGCACACUGAUAAAUGCUGGUUAGUUUAUAUGUAGAUUAAUUUGCAAUGUAUACGGUAUACAACACUUGGAAGUAAUCUACCUUUAAUAUAUCAGAAUAAUCUAUGCAGACGAAGUUACACCCUGGCAGCAUGGCAAGACUGUAAAUUGAACAAGCCCACUUAAUGCGUGGGGGUUAUUAAUUAACUGAUACACUUUACUUAGGUUUCAAAGAUAUCAUUGCCGAGAAAAUUUUCCCAAGUGAUGGUCCAAAAGGCUUUGAGCCAAUACAAACCUAUGGUGAUGACAAUUGUUUGUACAGAGCAAUGUCAAGAAUACUGUGUGGUAAUGAGGACAUGCAUGUGGAGUUGCGUGUACGAACAUUUAUGGAACUAUGUAUGAAGAAGGAUUUGUAUUACGAUGAUGCCUAUCUAAGGAAAUUGACAGGUCUUGAUGGUUAUAAAGAUUCUCUACUCGAAAGUAGUUUUGACACAUCAACAACUGUGAAAUGUACAGAUAAAACAUCACGUCAGCAACGUGGGUUUGAAGCUGGUGUUAUCUCAACUAUAAAGCCUGGUAACUAUUCCAACAUGUGGCAUAUAUUCGCAUUGGCCAAUGUCAUUAGCUGCCCAAUCACCUCAGUCUAUCCUAAUGUCAAUGGAUGCCUGGUUAAUCGUAAGUAUAUGAAUGUGCACAUUGUACCAGAAAACGUUAGACAAUCAAACGUUACCUACCUAAUGUGGACUCAUGUGCAAAACACCAACCUCCGAGGAUUCACACCAAAUCACUUUGUGCCCUUGAUGCCUCAAGUUAGCAGAGACCAAAUUUCGCCUCCAAACACCACCACUUCUGGACCAUUAAGUAGCUCAUCUUCGCCAUUGCAGGUUACAAGUACUUCUCAGAAAAGAAAUGUUUCAAUGGAUCAGAAUACUAAGAGCACCAAGAAAACACGUUAUCAAGGUUCAUUCAUGUACAGUUCACACUUUUCCCCAUUGUGGACGCAGCAAUGGCCAUGUAUAAUUGCCAGCUGUAAGUCAAAAAACCAUUUCUAUUGCACAGUUUGCCAAAGGGCACUUUUAUGUGCAAAGCAAGGAGUUCGGGAUGUGAAGGUACACAUGGCAACUGCAUUACACCAAAACAAUUCAAAAAUAAUGAAGACUCAGAAGACACUUCUUCAGACUUGUGCAUCACAACAAAAUGCACAAGAUAAGGUAUGAGUACCAGUCAAAGUUCGAGGUUUUGUGAAGGUUUUGUCAUUUCCAGGAAGUGUACCUGUCAAUUUGCCAAACAAAUUUACAAGAAUAGCAAAAAUACCAUCAGAUUCGUUUAUGCCAAUGAAUUCUUGUUAUACAUGAUGAUGGGUCUUGCUUGUUUUCUUUGUACAAUUAUACAUUUGUAUUUCUUCAGGUCACUUCAGCAGAAGUACAAAUGGCUAUGUCACUAGUAAGCAGCAACUUACCAUUUGCAGCAGCUGACACUUUUAAUUCAUUGUUCAAGUCUAUAUUCCCUGACAGUGAAAUUGCUAAAGCAUACUCACCAGGAAGGACAAAGACAACCUGCAUUGUAAAUGGAGCAUUGAAGCCCUAUUUCAGGUAAAUAUGAUUGAUAUUAUAAGGGUAUACCAUAAGUAGUAAACUUAAGUUUGAAGUUCUAGUAAAACCCAGUUAAAUUUAAGGAAACAUGUGAUAUGUGCUAAAAAGGUUUUGUUGACAUUGUGUCAUGUAAUUUUGUUUUUUAGGAAUUCCCUUGUUGAACAAAUGAAAAUCCUACCAUAUUCUUUGGCAACCGAUGGUUCAAAUGACAAUGGACUUACAAAGAUGAAUCCCCUCACUGUCAGAAUUUAUGAUGUCAACCUAGGAAAAGUGGCCACGCAUUUUCUGGACAUGGCCCUUUCCACAGGUGGAACAGCUGAAGAGUUGUUUUCAGCUAUUGACGGUUGCAUAUCAUCAUACCAAAUUCCAUGGGAAAAUUGUGUUGCUGUUGGUGUUGAUAACACCAACGUCAAUGUUGGGAAGAACAAUUCAAUUAUGACGCAUGUUAAAGCUAAGAACGAUGCUGUGUAUUUCAGUGGAUGCCAGUGCCACGUGGUGCACAAUACGUCUGCUGCCGCAGCCGCUGCCCUAAGAAACACAACAGGAUUUGACAUAGAAGACCUAAUGGUGGACGUUUACUACUGGUUUGAUUACUCUACCAAGCGCAAAUCUGUACUCGCUGAAUACACCGAAUUUUGUGAUCAGGACUAUAGGAAGAUACUCAAACAUGUCAGUACGCGAUGGCUUAGUCUUGAGAAAACUAUCACUCGAGUACUCAAGCAAUAUGCCUCCCUCAAGUCAUACUUUAUUUCAGAAGAACAUGAAGGACAUGCAAGAUUUCAAUGA